UCUUCAACAUAUGAAACGCAUGUUCAGUUGGAUUCAGAUCCGGUGUCUGACUUGGCCAGUCAAGAAUAUUCCAGUUUUUAACUUUGAAAAACUCCUUUGUGGCUUUAGCAGUUUGUCUGGGUUCAUUGUCUUACUGUAGGUUGAAACACCAUCCAAUGAGUUUGUGAAUGUUUCUGAUCUGUCAAACAGACGUUUGGAGGUUUUUCUUCAUUAUGAUGAGAAUUAAUUGGUCAGCAACUGUAGAGGUCUUCCUUGGCCUACCAGGUCCUUUGUGAUUACACCAGUGUUCUCUUUUCUUCUUAGUGAUGUUCCAGACAGUUUAUUUUGGUAAGCCUAAGGUUUGACCUAUGUCUGUGACUGUUUUUCCUUAUUUCUCAGUCUCCAAACGGCUUCCUUGACUUUCACUGGCACAGCCCUGGUCCCCAUGUUGACAAAUGCCAACAACAGACUCCAAAGGCAACCAAAAGCCUAGAAUUGAAAACUAGUGCAGUAAUUUCUACGUGAUGAGACUACACAACUAUACCCUUUAAUAAAAGCUAAGAAUAUGCAUUUUAUCAUGUGAAAUGUUUGACUACAAAUGAUGGAGUACAGGGUCAAAUAUAUAUAUAUAUAUAUAUAUAUAUAUAUAUAUAUAUAGGAAGUGUGUAUAUAUAUAACUGUCCUAAACAUUACGGAGGACACUGUACACGUUUGAAUGGAGUGCAGCUUUAAGGAGAGGAGAGAGAACGUUGGCAAAAUAUCAGCUUGAAGCUGUGAACAUUGAAGAUUUUUUCUGUUGAAAAAUAGUGUGUGCCAAUCCAUUCGCUACAACUUUUUACAAUAAAUACGCUAUUAUGAGUCAAGUCAUUAUAACUAAGUAUUGUUGGUGGCUUUCUAAAGAAAUACAACUUAAGACACACGUUAAUUACAUCGAAAUAGAAUAUUCUAACCAUCCUUUCAACUUUUAUAACGACUACCCUAGUAAAUCUGUUAUCGGUAAGCAGCAAAGCUUUGGGUUACAUCUGCGUUGGCUACACCCCUCCAGUGGGGUCAAACUCAAGGAUUGUUGUAUGAAUUGUUAUGUUUUACCAACACGUCCAUAACUGGACAAAGUCGAAACAAAAAGAGGCUGAACGUCGUGCACGUACGUAUAAUUACACGCAAAGCAUCAAGGGUGUCUUUGGCUCCAUCGUCGCAACUGAGAUAACUGCCUCCAGAUUUUCAGCGUGCAGAUGCUGCAAUUUUGUAUUCGUUUCCGUAGUGUCAUUAUUUCCGUUUCCACUCGGAGAAACGCGCUCUGGCUUUGUAUGGUGAUAUACGUAUCCAGCUGCUGUCAACUUCUGGACUUUAUAAUCCGCUUUACCUACAUUUCGCCUUCGCCAUGGGGGACAUUGAGUCUCCCGACUCGACUCCAACGCGCCAGGCUGGAUUUUUCGCCCUUCUCCCAACCAAAGAGUUCGUCACUUCACGGAAAGGGCAACUUCUCAUUGCUGAAGUGGUCCUGUCCUUUAUCACCUUUGUGUGUUUCGUGGCGUCCACGGCGGCCGCCUUCAUCACAGCCCCCCUCAUCGAGUUCCUUUUGGCCUUCUUCCUCCUCUUCGCCUACUCCACCAAGAUCAACGAGCGCUUCAAGGGCUUCCACUGGCCCCUGAUGGAUUUUCUGCGCUGCGUCAGCGCUUCCAUCAUCUAUUUCAUCAUCUCCAUCAUCGCCGUCUCCAAAUACACAGACGGGGCGUCCAAAGCAGCGGGGGUGUUUGGGUUCAUUGCGACCAUUGUCUUCGCUUUGGAUUUUUACCUGAUCUUUAACGACCUCGCGAACUUCCUCAAGCAAGGCGGGGACUCUGCUGACGGGCCACCAGCAGAUAACGACUCCGAUUCGGACUCCGACUGAAACUCGGUUCUCAAGAGGACCCCGUGACCGUCCACAACCGUGCCUGACAAGACGACGCCAUUCCAGAAGAUGUGAGGUCAUCCAGGAAUCAGAAUUUUAUUGCAACUUGCAAUUAUUUAAAAAAGGUUUGAGCGUUCUGAUCCGGAGUCUUUGAGACUACGGCACAGGGUUUUGUAUUUUAGCCUACCUGGAAAAAAUGUGAUGGGUGAAGCUUCCGGAAAGUCCAUAUGUGAAAUCCUCACGUGUUGCCAAAGAUUGUGUGAUUUGGACCACUCAUAAAGCUAUGCCUUGACUUUAUACAAAGUGAUUUAUAAACCUGUGUUACUAUCGUUAUGGCUAGAGGCAUUGAGUCCUUAAAAAAUGAAAUCCGACUUUUUGAAAACUCAUUAUAUAGUGUUUUUUUUCUUCAGCAGUUCAAAUGGCAAACCUGACAAAUCUGCAUUUCUGUGCCUGGUUUACUAUAAAGCAUCAUUUUGGAGCUGUUAUUGACAGUUCUUUGCAGCAUUUGUAAAUCCAUACAGUAGUUUAGAUGAUUUACACAUAUGCAAGCACGUAUGCCCUUAAGUAUUUGACUUGCUUUAUGGCAAGUUGGGGAAGAGAGGAUGAGUAUACAAGUGACACUAUGGUUUAUUUCUUGCUUUUACAUUGUUUUUUCCUAGGAGAAAUAAUUUUGCAUUUUUCUUUUUUAUAAUGCAUAACACGUUUUGGAAAAAUAGUACGAAAACAGGGGCACUUGAUACCCCCAAGCCCAAAUCCAAAAUGUUAAAAUGUGUUCUGCUUGAUUCAGAACUGGCUUUGAAUGCCAAAACUGAAUGCUUUCUUAAUUUCGACUUAAGUGUACUGAAAUGUUUACGCUACAAAACCCAUUGGCAGCUGGCUGGCUGGAUACACCAUCUGCCCAAUGGCUAACAUGCUAACAUAGAUGGCUUGGCCUGGUUCUUAAAAUCUGUGAGAGAUAUAUUAGCAUUUCACUGUAAAUAGAUUCACAUUGCUACCCAGCGGACAAUAUCAUUUUUUUAUAAUGUUGUGGCAAUGCUGUGACAAGCAUUACCUGGGUGGUUAGCCUUCUAGCAAAUCACUGCCCAAAUAUCUUUGCCCACUGAACUGCUAUUAAGCUCAAUUAAUCUCAGGGUUCCAAUAUAGGAAGCCUUAUCCUUCCAUAAUAACAGCGCUAAAUAAUUAUGGCUUUGAAAAAGCUUUGUGUGCUCUCACUGAUUGUACAAUCAUUUAUUUUCAUUUUACAUUGAAAUUGGAAAAAAAAAAAAAAAAAAACAACCAGAUAAACAUAUUGCCACUUGUAUUUAUUGGCCACAUUCAUCAUUUGUUUUUCCUCUGUCAGAUUUUCCCCCCCGAGGAACAAAACCUGUGUUUACUGCACUUUCGGUGCGGCCAUUUUGACUGCAGAAAUUCAGAUCACGUCGCGUUCUGGAGGCAAAUCUGGCAGGCUGCAAAGCCAACAACAUACUGCUUGUCUGAAGUGUUCCUACAUCAUACGCAGAUGUCAGACCAAGUAAACGUUUU
Molecule: messenger RNA, 3391 nt
Organism: Anguilla anguilla (European eel)
Lineage: Eukaryota; Metazoa; Chordata; Actinopteri; Anguilliformes; Anguillidae
Gene: cmtm3
Product: CKLF-like MARVEL transmembrane domain containing 3
Exons: 5
Coding region: 1361-1870 (169 amino acids)
Cellular component (GO): membrane
Source: RefSeq, a predicted model, not a curated record